GAUAUUGCGAGUCUGGCAGGAGGAUCUUCUGAUGUGCAUCGAGGAAGCGACGCUGGGAAGCAAGACCGAUCUACUGGAAAUCAGGGCGCACCGAGGGCUCCUGGAUUUAAGCGAGGCAUGCAAUCUGUUCAAGGAAAAGUUCUUUUUUGCAAAUGCCCUUGUUUGGCGUUUGAUUUCUGUACAGCCCGUUCCGGUUCAGAGCCGCAUGAACUCAGCGGAAACAAUGAACAGGUAAAGAAGAAGAAUGCUUUAAGGUUUGCACAAUUAUCAACGUAAGAGAUGUGAAAUUGUGAGGGAUCGCGCUUAAUAUCUGCCGAAUUAAAGCAGUCUCGGGAUUUAAUGGAGGGAUUAUCAAGCAGGAUGGAUUUCUUAAAUUUCUCGAGCGCAGUUAACGCAUCGCCUGCAUCUUUUCACAAUUCUUCGUUCUCAGAGGAAAGUAAAUAUUCUUUGGCUUCCAUUGCUGGGCUGGCCGUGCUGGUUAGUUUUCUAAUAAUAUUCACGAUUGUAGGCAACGUCUUGGUCGUAAUUGCAGUGUUAACAAGCAGAGCACUGAAGCCUCCCCAGAACCUCUUUUUGGUUUCUUUAGCGAGUGCAGACAUCCUAGUGGCCACCUUGGUCAUGCCCUUUUCCCUUGCAAAUGAACUUAUGGGAUAUUGGUUUUUCGGUAAAGUUUGGUGCGACAUUUAUUUGGCUUUAGAUGUGUUAUUCUGCACGUCAUCCAUUGUGCAUUUGUGCGCGAUCAGUCUGGACCGAUACUGGUCCGUAACGCAAGCCGUCGAAUAUAACCUGAAACGGACACCUAAGAGAGUGAAGUGUAUGAUAGUGGUAGUAUGGCUGAUUUCUGCCGUAAUAUCAUUUCCGCCGCUGAUCUCAAUGGACAGAAACACGGACAACAUUCUCCGCCCCCAGUGCGAGUUAAACGAUGAAACCUGGUACAUUCUCUCUUCGAGCAUAGGAUCGUUUUUUGCGCCCUGUAUCAUAAUGAUUCUCGUUUAUGUGAGAAUAUACCAAGUAGCCAAAACUAGGACUCGAAACAAAUCAGAGAAACAAGGGGCAGAUGGAACUGCUCACGUUGAGAACGGACUGAACAAAGUGAACGGGCACAAGGAGAACGGACACUGCAGACCGAUGCCUGGCGAGCACAAGCCGGCAGAAGAGGACGAGAUAGACCUGGAGGAGAGUAGCUCAUCUGAUGAGAAGAACAAGCAUCCUGUGGAUAGGAGCUCCAGGAAGGACAGGGCUAGCCGAAAAUGUAGCUCCAACUCAAAGCACUCCAGUCGUGUCUCCAGGACGAGCAAACAAUCCAUGGACCUCUUCACUUCCAAGCGGAGGAGGAGGAAUACAAUGUCGAGGAAGAAGAUCUCCCAGGCAAGGGAGAAGAGGUUCACGUUCGUGUUAGCUGUGGUCAUGGGGGUGUUUGUGUUGUGCUGGUUCCCAUUCUUCUUCAGCUAUAGUCUCUACGGGGUUUGCAGGAAGCCCUGUGAAAUCCCCGAAACAUUGUUUAAGUUUUUCUUCUGGAUCGGCUACUGCAACAGUUCCCUCAACCCCGUCAUUUACACGAUCUUCAACCAAGACUUCCGGAGGGCAUUCCAGAAGAUCCUCUGCAAGACCUGGAAAAAAUCUUGAGUAGUCUUACCUGACCUCUCGCCCCCCCGUCCGCCGGUGUGUUAAGUCAGAAACGCUGUGACGUUAAAUGAAUUGUGUGGUUCAGCUGCUGUCUCGGCCUUGACAAUCAAAACAAGACAAUUAUACGUUUAGGAUUUCCAUCUUAAAGGACAAUUCGAACUGUUUACCGUCACGUUUGCAGUAUUUUACUGUCAUUAAAUCACACGAUUGCUGGGAGAAUUCACGUCUCACGCUGAUCUCUGAUCAGAGGAAUCCCAACACCGUACAUUAUCAGUCAGCACGCAUGGCUCCUUCUCCUUGCGCUUUGUUGGAUUAGCCUGUGAUACAGGAUGUCUAGCUCACAACAGUCAUCGUCCUGGUGGCAGGAGGUGGCACCUGCUAGACCGACCACCAAACAGACGGGUGGGGGGGGGGGGGGAUGGCCCCGGCUCUCGAGAGCUCCAAAUUAAAUCUGCGUGUUAUCUCGCUGUGCCUGUAAAAAACUUAACAUUCCCCAGGGUGUUCUGAUCAUGGGAGGGACCAGGGAGAUGGCUGCCUUUCAAGCUGUUUGGCCGUCAUCCAAAGCUUAGCAGUGUGACGUCACUCAGCCAUGCCUAUAAUAAAUGGGUGCCAUUCAAUCGAUUGUUUCUUUUAAAAAUGAAUCAGGCUAUUUGGUUUUCAUCAAUACCACUAAAAAGUCUUGCUUUCUAAAUGGGCCUCAUUUACUGCAAUUAUGAUAAAAUAUUACAGCUAUUUUCCUGUUUUGUAUGUCGAUUGGUUGCUUUUUUGAUCUUAUGUAAUAUUUCAAAACUACUGUGAAGUGGCAGCCCUUCAAAGAAUACUUGAGUAUGAAUGAAAUGCCUUGUAAAGAGAGAUAAUAUUUAUAGGAGAUUUAUUCUGAUUUGUUUAUAGCUUGAAAUGCCGAUUUAUAAACUGAAGUAUAAUCCUAUUUUGAUUUUAAGGGUCAUAUUUACGACUUAAGGCUGCUCUAAGUGAAAUCUCUAAUAUUAUUUUGAAAGGAGAAAAAGGUCCUCGGACCUCAAUCUUGACCUCGAUGCUCAUAACUCUUGUGGUCUUGUAACUUUGAACCUUGUAAUCACUUUUUUUGCUAAUUGUGUAAUGCAUGUCAUGCAACAUAUUCUCGAAUGCAUGUCACACCAUGCCAGGUGUCGCAGGGAAAAUGGGACGUCGCAUGUAUAGUAUGUCAUUAAUUUUGGUUGUGACUCUUCCAGAGGGAAUCAUCCUUUGCAGUUUAGGCCGCGAUAAGCAUGGAAUUACAAGGCUUCCAUACCGUGUCGCACCGCGACGUUAUAUCCUGAAUUUGUCCCUUAUUGUAAGAAGUGUCUCUCAACCCGAAUGACUUAUCCAGUCAGCUCUACCGACACAUCAGUGUGCUGUUUUGUAAUUCUGUAAUAUAUCACAGCAAUGUUUCUGUUACGUACAAGAUUGUUCAUGUCCUCAGUGUACGAACAAAUAAACACGUUUGUCUUCUUUGAGCACCUCAGAAA
Brienomyrus brachyistius is the source of this 3113-nucleotide messenger RNA. It is a transcript of the gene adra2c, whose product is annotated as adrenoceptor alpha 2C. The transcript has a single exon. The record is from RefSeq and is a predicted model, not a curated record. Gene Ontology annotation, cellular component: membrane. The coding region runs from base 340 to 1626 and encodes 428 amino acids. Gene Ontology annotation, molecular function: alpha2-adrenergic receptor activity. NCBI's taxonomy places the organism in Eukaryota, Metazoa, Chordata, Actinopteri, Osteoglossiformes, Mormyridae. Gene Ontology annotation, biological process: platelet activation; regulation of vasoconstriction; adenylate cyclase-activating adrenergic receptor signaling pathway.